Messenger RNA from Cryptomeria japonica (Japanese cedar), 1519 nucleotides. RefSeq names its product protein IN2-1 homolog B. Gene Ontology annotation, molecular function: glutathione transferase activity. Bases 198 to 908 code for a protein of 236 amino acids. The transcript is spliced from 10 exons. The record is from RefSeq and is a predicted model, not a curated record. Lineage: Eukaryota; Viridiplantae; Streptophyta; Pinopsida; Cupressales; Cupressaceae.
AAGCAGUAUGGUUGUUUAUAGCUAGAAAUUUUUAGCGCCCAGACUCGCAGUUUCCAACUAGUGCGGAAAAGUAUAAUUUGUGGAUCGUUUAAAUUUUGUUGAAUUUGCAGCAGGAGCUGAACUAAUAGUUUAGCGAUUUGUUUGCAGGAAAUUUAUUAGCAGUGUAAAUUUACUAGCACUGUAAUCUAAGAUCCAAUAUGGCAGCACUGGAUGAAAUUCCACCUGUUCUUAAUUCUCUGUCAGAGCCUCCUCCGUUGUUUGAUGGAACCACAAGACUGUACAUCAAUUUGGCCUGUCCCUAUGCUCAGCGUGUUUGGGCUGCCAGAAACUACAAGGGCCUGACUGAUAUUCAGAUAGUUCCAAUAGAUCUGCAGGACAGACCUACGUGGUACAAGGAAAAGGUUUACCCUCCUAAUAAGGUUCCUUCUCUUGAGCACAAUGGCAAAGUCACAGGAGAGAGUUUGGAUCUACUGGAAUAUCUGGAGAGCAAUUUUGGAGGGCCUAAACUCAUUCCCACGGAUACAGCGAAGAAGGAGGCUGCAGUUGAGCUACUGAAGUACACAGACACUUUUACAAAAACAGGGUACACAGCCUUAGCCAAGCCAGAAUCUGAGGUGCCAGAAGCACUUGCCCCUACACUUGAUUAUCUGGAAAAUGCUUUGGAGAAGUUUGAUGAUGGGCCAUUCUUCUUGGGUGAAUUCAGUAAUGUUGAUCUUGCAUAUGCUCCUUUUAUUGAAAGAUUUUAUCUUGCAUUUUCCGGACUUAAGAAUUAUGACAUCACAACUGGGAGGCCAAAACUAUUGCAAUGGAUUCAGGCUAUGCAAAAAAUUGAUGCAUAUGCAAAAACAAGACCUGAUCCAGAGCAAGUUGUUGAAAAAUACAAGCGAUUUACGGUAUCUCGUCUGUGAUUACUAAAAUGCUAAUUAGAUUGCUGGAUGCAAAUGAACUUGAAAUGGAUAAGGAGCUGGAUUGUGCUUUAGAAUUCUACUACCGAGAUAGUUGCUGUGUAGAAUUUUCUUUUGAAUAAAUAGUUGGGGGAAACUUAAGGAUACUAUGAUUUCUAUAAUUAGGAGUGUUUAAUCCUUGUAAGUUCAUGUUUGAAGCAAUUUGCCAGACCACUUUAUCACUGUAAGAUCAAACUAUAAUACCUAUAUUAUAAUUGGUCAUAGGUUUUUUUCUCCAGUGCAAUGAGAUUUGACAACCGGAUUAGAGAGGGUGGCACUUUGAAUUUGAUGUUCAUUUAUGGCCAUCAAGCAAAAACAAGGCCACAGCUAUUCUAGCUCCAAAACAGACCUGUCGUACAGCGUGUUAGUGACAGGUUAGUCAAUCGCAACCGUUAACUACAAAAUCGACGGUGUAAAAUGCGCGAGUAACACGAGUGUUAGUCAAUCCGUACUUUCUUUUUGAAACCAGAAUAGAUGCGUCCCAAAAACAAUUUGGGUGGUAGGCAUACUAGUACAUAUAGUUGUACCACUUAUAGUACAGCAAUACAAAUUAAAGUAAGAAUUACUUGUUUGAA